AUGGAGGGGGACAGCGCGGGGAAUGGCGAGCGCGCGGAAACAAGCGGGGCAGAAGCGGAAGCCGUGCAGGGGGGACCGGAGGAGCCGAUAGAGGCGGCAGGGGCAGGCGAGGGGGAACGGGGGAGCGACGCGAUGGAGGACGAUGGGGGUGUGGGGGAGCGCGAUGGCGCGGCCGCGGCUGAGGCGCGGAAUAACGAAAGGGAAGCGCCCGGGCGGCGCAGCAAGGAAGGCACCAGCGGGCGGCGCACAGGCGGGCGAGACGCGAGUGGGCGAGGAGGGGCCGAGAAAUUGGCGGGAGAGGGAUUGAAGGCGAGGGGUGAGGGGCGGCGCAGGAGCGAGGGGGCUGCGAAUUUGAACGGGGAGCCAGCGGAGGGCGCCAAAGGGAGGGGCGCGGGACCGCGCAAAGGCGAGCGCGCGGUGAGGGGGAGUGCAGGGAAUGCCACGUCGUCCCCCCGCUCGAAUGGCAGCAGCGGGGCGGCGAGGGCAAGCGCGCGGACCCCUGGCAGCAGCAUGGCGUCUCCGCGCAACGCUGCUUCUUCCGCCACUGCUGCCGCGCGGGCAGACGGCCCAGGGGCGGCAGCAGAGAGCGCAGGGGAGGCAGCAGAGAGCGCAGGGGCGGCAACAGAUAGCACAGGGGCGGCAACAGAGGCGGCAGCAGGGAGUGCAGCGCCAGCAGCAGCGGAGAAGAGGCGCGCGAACGGGGGAGACGCGGAGGGUGGGGCGGAAGGUGAAGACUCUGGUGAGGGGGGGAGUGUGACAGGGGGAGGAGGAGGGCCCGCGCAGGCGAUGGAGAGUGCAGGCGGAAGCGAGCAGACGACACAAGGGGAGGUGGCGGAGGAGGCUGUGCGGAACAACGAUGGGGGCAGCAAGGAUGGGGGGGAAAAGGGUGCGAGAGAGGGAGGAGAGGGAAUGCAGGGAGGGGAGUGUGCAGCGGAGCCAGGCUCUGGUAAAGAGGAGGAGGGGUGCAAGGAGGGGGAGGCGGGUGGAGGCAAGGGGACCGGAGGGGUGGACGGGCAAGAUGGGGGGGUGGGUGGUGUUGAGGGCGAGGUGGCAUGGCAGGCAGUGAGGGGGCGGUUAGAGUCCCGCGUGGGUGCAGCGGGCGACAUCGCCUCGCCCCGCCUGCUCGCGCCUCCGCUGCCCGCUGCUGCUUCUGCACCAGCCGCCCCCACAGCAGAGGGGGCAGCGCCCGCUGCUGCAGCGCCAGGCGCUUCCGCAGCGGUGGGCAGGGCAGAGCAAGCCGCAUGGGGGGCUGAGGGGGAAGAGCAAGUGCCAGAGCAGCAUGAGGAGGGGGAGGGCGCGGAGGGGGAGGCGGAGGGCGCGGGGGGGGAGGGGCGGGGGAGGCGGGUGAGGCGGGUGCGGUCGAUGGACGCGGCCUUCUCCCCGCUGCUGGCUGCCGACCCCUCCGCCUGGCAGGCCGCUGGUCGCCCCGCGUGGCACGGCGUCAUGGGGUGGGGCGCACGCGUGGUGCGCAGCCUUGCCAAGGGCGGGCUGGGGGGGAAGCGCGCGGGCAAGGGCGGGAAGGGCAAGGGCGGGGCGGAGACGGAGGGUGAGGAGGAGGCGCGGGCAGAGGAGGCGGCGGCGUGGGACGCGUAUGUGUUGGCAGGGGACGCGAGUGCCGGAGGCGAUGGCGUGGUGGUGCUGCCACUGGGGCCAGCAGGGGUGCCCCGCACACACACCGCCGGGGAGGUGUGGGCAGCGCCGCCUGGCGUGGGCGCUGCUGUGGCGGGGCUGGGUGGGGUGCAGCGAGGCGGGGCGGGCGUGGGGUGGGCGCAAGCGGCGUUCCCCCGCAGCCACUCGGACAGCGUUAGGGAGAGCCGCGCCGGUCGCCGCGCCGCCUCCCUGCUCGCCCCUGCUGGCGGUGGUGGUGAUGUGUGGGCGGGCGCAGCAGCGGCGGAGAGGGUGAUGGUGCUGCGGACAAGUGGCGAGGAGAGGGUGGAUAGAGAGGCGCAGCAGAGUGGCGCAGGCAGAGCAGCGGGGAAGAGUGCGGACGCAGAGGGGGCGCGGGAAGGGGGGGCCACGGAUGGGGAGGCAGGGCAUGGAGGGAGGGCGGAGGAAGGGGGGGAGGAGGCGGGCAGCAAGGGGGGGGCGAGUGGCGUGGCGGAGCAGAGUGCAGCAGAGGCGAGCAAGGCGCGCGCAGACGCAGUGCUGGCAGCAGCGGUGAUGGCGGCGAAUGCGAGCACCAAACCACAGUGGGCCUCGCAGCACCAGUGGCACACGCAGCCACACGACCCAGAAGGGCAGGGGGGAGGAGGGGGGACAGAGGCAGAGGCAAUGGAGGAGGAGAGGAGGCGAGCAGAGGAGGCGGAGAAGAAGCGAGCGUGGGACGAGGCGGUGAGGGCGGUGCGGCUGAGGGAGCAGCAGCGCCGCCAGCAGGCCGCUGCCGCCCUCGCUGCUGAGGAGGCUGCACGGGGCGGCAGAGCGGGCGGCAAGGGAGGGCAGGCAGCACGGCGCCUGGCGAGGCGGCAACGCCGCGUGGUGGCUCGGCUGGUGGCGGAGGAGGAGGAGGAGGAGGCGCGGAGGGAGGCGGCGGAGGUGGAGUGGCUGAGGGGGGAGGUGAGGGUGGCGCGGCGGUGGAUGGACGUGCAGCGCCUCGUGUGGAUCAACCGCGACCGCCAGCACCGCGCCCUGCUGCGCCGCGGAGGGCACGAGGAGCAGCGCGCACAGCUGCAGCACAUGAUACAGCAGCUGGAGAGCCAGCUGUCUCAGUUGGAGCGGCACGAGGGGCUGCUGAGAGAAGGAAACUCGCAGCUCAACGAAGCAUUGGCACAGGGCACGGUGCUGCCAGCAGCAGCAGCGGCCAUGCUGUCCUUCGCGUCCUUCUCCUCCCUGCCACCGGAUCCCGCCUCCUCCUUCCCCCACGACCUCUCGCUCUCCGACAUGCCUGACGACGCCUCACUCACCUCCGAGCCGCACUCCUCCGCGCUGCCCCCCUGGCUCGCCUCCCCCUCCACCGCCUCCGCCAGCCCAGCGCCCUCCAUGGGCCGCCCCCCCUCCGCCUCGCGCCGCUCCCUGCCCGCCUCGCACUUCGCGCAGCCAGCCCCCCACGUGCCGUCGCCCUCCCCCCGCCACAGUGCGUGCAGCCUCAGCGGCCCGCUGCCCUCCCCGCGCUCGCGCUGGCGCUCGCACUCGCGCAACGCGUCGGGGCGGCGCCAGGCACUGGAGCCACUGGCAGUGGGGGUGGGGGGAGGAGGAGGGGGCGAGGGCGAGGAGGGGAUGUCGGACGAGGCGUCCCCCCAGCCCAUGUGCGCGCCCUUCACCCCCACCUCCUCCCGCCGCGCCAUCGACCAGAGCCGCGGCGCCCUGGAUGGCCGCAUGACCGGGGUGGCGGAGAGGGAGGCGGGAGAGGAGGAGGAGGACAUGCAGGGCGGUGGGGACACGGGCGCACUCACGCCCUCGUCGUCGCGCUUCUGGGGCUCCGCCCCUGACAGACGGCAGACCGACCGCGAGCGAGAGCAGGAGAGGGAGCGGGAGAGGGAGUGGGAGCGGGAGAAGGAGAGGGAGAGGGAGAAGGAAAGGGAGAAGGAGAGGGAGCGGGAGAGGGAGAGGGAGCGGGAGAGGGAGAGGGAGCGGGAGAGGGAGAGGGAGCGGGAGAGGGAGAGGGAGCGGGGAGGGGGAGGCGGGGCGAUGGAUCUGGCAGCGCGCUUCACUCGCGCGCUCUCCCUGGCACGCACCGAUGCAGACAAAGGGGGGGGUGCGGGGGUGAAGGGGGAGAAGGAGAAGGCGUCAGGGCGGUGGUGGGGGGGCCUCAACACGCCGAGCUCACGGGCGGUGGGGCCGGCAGAGGCGUACCGAGUGGAGCCGGGGGAGGGCUCCACCAUCCUGCACAUCUUCCACCAGGUCACACCCCAUCCCGCACAUCUUCCACCAGGUCACACCCCAUCCUGCACAUCUUCCACCAGGUCACUGCCAAACCGCCUCCCGGCCUCAUUACUGCCUUGCUUUGCCUCUCUCUGCCAUGCCUCCUCCCUUCCUCUCACCGCCAUUUACUGCCCUCCCUUUGCCAUCCCACCGACCUCUCACCGCCCUCCCCCCGCUGCCCUGCGCCAGGCAUCAUGGCGCAUGCGCAGCAUGGAGGCGGGCGACUUUGAGAUCGCCGAGUGCGAGCUCUUCACGGCGCGCGACGACGUGGACGACCUCAGGGCGCACCCCAACCUGCUCUCUGAGCACAUGCUCAUCUGCCUCCUCCAGAUCUACCGCCGCCAUGCCUUUGGCGCCGUCACAUCGCCCGACCGCUUUGCCACCACGCCUCGCUCCGCCACCUUCGGCCCCUCCACCCAGCCCCUUUCCUUCCCUGACCCGCCCCUGCCCCGCCCCCCCCACCACCCCCCCUCGCGCCGCCGCACCUUCUUCCGCAGCCGCAGCGCCGCCAACCCCUCCUCCCAUGCCUCGCACUCCCCGCGCUCCUCCCCCCGCCGCCACAAGCGCGCAGCAAAGGGGGGCGGGGAGGGGUACGGCAGCGACGAGGACGCGGCAGGGCGGCCGUACCCGCAGGCGUAUGGCGGCGUGGCGGUGGGCGGCGGGCCGUGGGAGGACGGCGUGAGCAGCACGGACGGGGAGAGCCCGUCGGGGCUGAGAGGCGCGCGGCAUGGGUGGGACGACGGGGAGGGGCGGGGGGGGCAGUGGCAGGCGAGGCGGGGGAGGCGGAGGGGUGGGGGAGGGAGCAUGGAGGAGGCGACGUUGACGGAGGUGUCAGAGUGGGAGGAGGUGGGCGACGACGACACGGACGUGGACCUGCGCCACCUCCGCGCCUCCGAGCUCGACCUCCUUGGCCCGCCCUCCGCCUCGCCGCUGCGCCCGCGCCUGCGCCCGCGCACGCCCACCACGCUCUGGCUGCGCCACCGCCACUGCCACCACCGCUCGUCCGGGGGGGGCAGUGGGUGGGGCGCGGGCGCACAGCAGCAGGGGAGAGGCGGCGAUGUGGCAUCGCCGUACAGCAGUGGGAGGAGGGGGGGCGGUGGACACGGGGAGUUUCCGAACCCCAGCACGCCCAGCAGUGGCAGCGCUGCAGCAGGCGCUCUGCGGCUGGGGAGAACAACGUCCACCCGCGUGGUCACUGCUGUCGCCCGCGUGCUGCCCCCCCCUGCUCCCUCCGCCCCCGCUGCCACUCCCCCUGCUGCUGGCGCUCCGGGGGCUGGGGCAGGGGCGAAGGGGGGUAAGGAGAAGGAGAAGGAGAAAGGAGGGAAGGGGAAGCAAGGGGGCAAGGACACAGCAGGCAGCGCAGCAGCAGCAGCAGGAGCAGCAGCAGCAGCAGCCACAGCAGCUGCUGCAGAGAAGGGCGAGUUGGGAGCAGACGACUUUGAGAAGUUUUUCGGAACGAGUGGAGAGGUGCCAGCGCCGACGGAGUGGAGUGCGCUGAGCAGCGCGCAGCUGGACCCGUAUGGGGUGUUUGGCGAGCACCCGUGCCCCGACGCGGGCAACUACAUUCAGAUGCUGGCCGUGCAGCACCCGCCCUCCGAGGCCACCAUGACCCAUGCUGACGCCACUCGCCUCCUGCACUUCCGAGCCAUGGCAGCGCAGCUGGAGGAGGUGGACCCAUCAGUGCUGGCGCACAACGAGCGCCUGGCGUUCUGGAUCAACAUCUACAACGCCAUGCUGCUCUACAUCUACAUCGUCAUCCCCGUGCCCACUGACUUUGCUGACCGCAUCGCUCUCUUCAGCAAGGUGGGCUUCCUGAUAGGCGGCCAGCUGUACAGUGUGCUGCUCAUCGAGCACGCCGUGCUCAGAGCCGCCACCCACAAGCCCUACAUUAUCCGCGCCCUGCCCAGCACCACGUUCCGCCCCGACGAUGCGCGCUCGCUCUGUGUGCUGUCACGCGCCGAGCCCCUCGUGUCCUUCGCCCUCUGCUCCGGCACUCGCUCCUCGCCCUCCAUGCGAGUGUACCGGGCGGAGAGUGUGCAGCAGCAGCUGCGCGGCGCCAUGGUGGAGUACCUGGGGGCGGCAGUGAGCGUCAACGAGGCCAAUAAGAUCAUCAUCCCCAAACUGCUGCACUGGUACCUACCGGACUUUGCACCGGACGUGUGGAGUCUGCUGGAGUGGCUGGCGAACGUGCUGCCCACCAACCAGGCCGUCGUGCUCAUGAACUGCCUGCCCACCGGCGCUGCCAACGUCUCCGCCUCCAAGUGUGUCGUCGUGGCGCCCUUUGACUACCGCUUCCGCUACCUCAUCCCCCCCGUCCUGCCCAACUAG
Molecule: messenger RNA, 6186 nt
Organism: Closterium sp. Naga37s-1
Lineage: Eukaryota; Viridiplantae; Streptophyta; Zygnematophyceae; Desmidiales; Closteriaceae
Source: the annotation of a GenBank genome assembly